CUUAGUACACGAUGACAUAAAGUGUCAUUUUGCUACUACAUUGUUACAAAAAUUGUUUUAUAUUUUCUUGUAUCUUUUUUUAAAUUUACAACAAAGGCAGCAAAAAUGAAAUCUAACAAGUAUAGGAAAAUUCUCAGCGCUCCUUCCCCUAGUAGAACCCGACCGAGUUCAAGUUCUUCUUGUUCUUCGAAAUUGAACUUUAUCAACGAUCAUUUUGAGUCCAGAAAAACAAUUAUUAAAGAAAAACAAGUAAACGAAGCUAGCGAAAUUAGCAAGCAGGUGCUAGAGCUUUAUAAUAUGCACCACCGAAAAUUUCAAAAUGAAUUAGUGGAAAACUAUGAUCAAUAUAUCAGAUCAAAAACCGCUCUGGACCAAAUUGAAAGAGAAUCAACGCGGUGCGAAAGAGUUAUCGAGGAGCCGAAUCUAUCAUGUUCCGCUCCAUCGAGUACUCUGGAGCAAGCGGUAGCCAAAGUGUUUUCCGAAACGGAUCAACUAAAUUCGGGCAAACUCAGUGAGGGUUGUCCACUGUGCGAAAGUCGGCAGCCCGCGGACGUGCCUUUGGAAGAACUCUUAGAGGGAAAGUGUGCUGAACUAAGUGAGUUAAACGAAACAAUGAAGCAGCUCGAAGAGAAGUGUUGCUGUCUAGAAACGGAAUUUGCGAUAAAACAGAAGUGCAUAAGUGCACUAGAAGAUGAACUAACGGCCAAGGCUGAGAUGAUUGAAACAGUAAAUGCGGUAAACGGGGAACGAAUAACUCGAUCAAACUAAUAAAAUUUCUACAG
This is a messenger RNA of Armigeres subalbatus, 782 nucleotides long. RefSeq lists its product as uncharacterized. Bases 106 to 768 code for a protein of 220 amino acids. The transcript is spliced from 3 exons. The record is from RefSeq and is a predicted model, not a curated record. Lineage: Eukaryota; Metazoa; Arthropoda; Insecta; Diptera; Culicidae.